This is a messenger RNA of Penicillium waksmanii, 516 nucleotides long. RefSeq lists its product as uncharacterized. The record is from RefSeq and is a predicted model, not a curated record. NCBI's taxonomy places the organism in Eukaryota, Fungi, Ascomycota, Eurotiomycetes, Eurotiales, Aspergillaceae. The coding region runs from base 1 to 516 and encodes 171 amino acids. The transcript is spliced from 3 exons.
AUGGUCAUGCUAUUUGCCUGGAGUCUAGCCAUUACCGCCUCCUCCCUGUUUACGGUUGCUGUGCAUUAUGGUUACGGGCAAGAUAUGCAGGUACUUCUCUCGGAAAAUUCCGUCCUUGCAGUCAAAUACUAUAUUAUCACUCAGGCGUGUGUCAUUGGCAGCACUGCUGCAGCCCGCGUGGCCUUUAUCAUCUACCUGCUGGCCAUACUAGGGGGCGAGAAGAAACAUUGCAUUAUCUUGUCGACCCUUGCAACUCUGGAGGUGGUCAUUAACGCUGUUUCUAUCAUCCUGAUAUUUACCAGCUGUAAGAAUGUGCGGACGAUCUGGAACAAAGCCAUCAACAGUGAAUGUGGGCCUCCUGACCGUCAGAUACGGUAUGGCUAUUUCCAGAGCGCCUUCAACACUGCCGUCGAUCUUUACCUUGUCGCAAUCCCGACAUUUAUCUUCUGGAGGCUUAAUCUUCGACUCAAGGUAAAGAUUAGCCUUGUUGUGUUGAUAGGUCUUGGGCUACUGUGA